Messenger RNA from Megachile rotundata (alfalfa leafcutting bee), 1837 nucleotides. It is a transcript of the gene mRRF1, whose product is annotated as mitochondrial ribosome recycling factor 1. Gene Ontology annotation, cellular component: mitochondrion. The record is from RefSeq and is a predicted model, not a curated record. Lineage: Eukaryota; Metazoa; Arthropoda; Insecta; Hymenoptera; Megachilidae. Gene Ontology annotation, molecular function: ribosomal large subunit binding. Gene Ontology annotation, biological process: translation.
AAUUCGAGAAUUCAUAUUAAUAACGUGUAUAAUGUAUCAAAACUAUAGCAGACUAUAGUUUGGCGGACAACUACUUAAAACGACAUCUUUUGGAAUAAACUUGUAGCAGGCUAUCAUACAAUGUACACUCAGGUGCAAAUCUGACUUCCCUGCAGAAAAUGAUAGUCAAAAGGAAUAGGUUCCUAUUAUUCACAACAAAACAUACAUUGACACGUAUUAUGCUAAUUUCGAAAUCAGUAAAUAAUACAAUUUUGACUAUUUCAUACGUUAAAAGCAUAUAAAACAGUAGUUUAUUACAGGGUAAUUAAUUGAAAAAGUUAAGCUACGUUCUAAUGUAUUUACUGGGAAUCACCUUUUUGUACAGCCUGAAUCAUAUGUUUUCAAUUGCAAUAUAUAUACAUUGUACAUACAAUAUGUAAUAUAAAAUUAUUUCAUGUAAUAUCAAGCAAAAACUGAUUAUUUUAGGAAGAUAAUUUAUCCCAACCAAUACAUCAAUCAUAAAUUUUGAGUUUGGAUGAAAAUAAAUUCACAUUGAAUAUUCUAACUCAGGGAUUCUCAACUUUUGCAAACCAGACUUAUUAUCGAAAACCAUAAUUUUUCGUAAUCUACUUAUUUAUAAUGUUUAUCUGAAAAAUAUAAAGAUCAAAAAGGAAAUGUCACUUUCCUAUUUAAAAUCAGCGACUCAGAUUUCAAAAUUUGGAAAACCCUGUUUUCACGUCCUAACCUCAUUGAAUAGUCAGUGGUAACAUUGAUUUGUUACUGUUUUUGUAUAAAUACUUGUUUCAUCAUUGUUUCCAUUUAAAUAUCCCAUAAAUAUACCACUUUUAUAAAAGAAGUACAGAAACUUUAAUCAAAUUUAUAAUUAAUUAUGAAUUUGCUCAAACCUCAAUUUUUUAAACUUACUAACUAUUUCAUAAAACAUGGAAGAAGUUUGUACACUUUACAAAGUUAUAGAAGUGUUUUAACAUCAGAUGAAUUAAGAAGCAUAUUUAUUAAUUCAUGUUAUAAUAGUUUUAAUUUGUCCAUAAUUCAUAAAUUUUCUACUACAAAUAUAUUAUCAAAACAAAAAUCUAAAGUAAAGAGCAGAAAUCAGGUGCAUGUAGACGUUAAUGCGUUAGCUGAAGUUAUAAAACUGGAACGCAUGAUGUCACAGUUUGAUGAAACAAUUGAAAAGUUUAAAGAAAAUUUGAUAAAUUAUGCCAGUACACGUGCAAAUAUAAGUGCUAUAGAAAAUUUGCCUAUAACAUUUGAGGAUAAUGAAUAUAAACUUAUGGAACUUGUAGAAAUCAAGAAAAAACCUAAUAUGAUAGUACUAGAUGCAUCAGCGUUUCCACAAAUUAUUCCAGACAUCUUAGAACUGCUCACAAAGUCUCAUAUGAAUUUAAACCCACAACAAGAAGGUACAGUCAUUUAUGUACCAAUCCCAAAAGUUACUAAAGAAUAUAGAGAAAGUCUGGUAAAGAAUGCAAAAAAAUACUUUGUAACAUGUAAAACUGCUAUCAGCGAUAUAAGAAAUGAGUAUUCUAAGAAAUUACAGAGAGCUGACCGUGUUCCUGAAAAUUUAAAGCAUAAUGGCGAGAUUUACAUAAAUACUGUACAGCAUGAGUAUGUGGAUAAAGCAAACCAACUGUUAAAACAAAAGGAAAAAGAACUUCUAGGGGCAUCAUAAUACCAGUCUUAUAUUUUAUAAUCUGAAGAUGAACUACUUCUAAUGUACCUCAUCACAUGUAAAUACAUAUAAAUCUAUGUAAGAAUAGUUACCUAGAGGUAGAUGAAUCCAUACAAAAUAGCCACCCUCUGGCCGCUGAUAUGAACAAUCCUUUGGUAAAUCGUGGUC